AUGAAGGUCUCCGGGGCUGUCCUCGCCGUCCUCCUGUGCGCCAUGGCUCUCAGCACCCAGGUCUUCUCCACACCACUUGGUGCUGACACCCCGACCGCCUGCUGCUUCUCCUACACCUCCCGCCAGAUUCCCUACAAAUUCAUAGCUGACUAUUUUGAGACCAGCAGCCAGUGCUCCAAACCAGGUGUCAUUUUCCUAACCAAGAGAGGCCGGCAGGUGUGCGCUGACCUCAGUAAGGCCUGGGUCCAGGGUUACAUCAAUGACCUGGAACUGAAUCCCUGAGAGGCCGGAAGCUGCAAGGAACCCGGUGACCCUGGAUGGCCCCAGAAACACCCCCACAACCUCCACAGCUACCUCUCUUAUGGGCUUGCGGCUGCCGGACAGUCAUACUCUGGGACCCUCUUAAUUUAUAUAUGAAUUUAUUUAUACUAUUUAAUUUUUGUAAUUUAUUUUUGUCAUGCUGUUUGUGACUGCUUAGCUCCGUGUGAUCCCAGGGCCC
Molecule: messenger RNA, 499 nt
Organism: Lepus europaeus (European hare)
Lineage: Eukaryota; Metazoa; Chordata; Mammalia; Lagomorpha; Leporidae
Product: C-C motif chemokine 3-like 1
Exons: 3
Coding region: 1-282 (93 amino acids)
Biological process (GO): positive regulation of ERK1 and ERK2 cascade; positive regulation of GTPase activity; chemokine-mediated signaling pathway
Cellular component (GO): extracellular region
Molecular function (GO): chemokine activity; CCR chemokine receptor binding
Source: RefSeq, a predicted model, not a curated record